AUGGCCGACAGCUUGAAGAUCCAAAACUUGUCCCUCAACGAGUCCCAGCACGCUCCGUCUGGACCCCCUGCGGCAAAUGGACGCUCUGCCUACAUUCCGCCACAUCUUCGCCAGCGCAACACGAAUGCUGGCCCUAGUCCUAUGGAUGGUGCAGGCCCCGCCGGCCCUGCCCCUGCUGGCGCUUGGGGAAAUGCACCUAGAGGCGGUGCUCCCCCACGUGGCGGUAACUACAAUUAUCGUGAGAACAAUGCAAAUGGUAAAUCAGACUGGACCCAGGAUGUUCAACGCCCGGAAUUCAACCCUAAUGCUUACGGAAACCCAGGUCAUGGACCUUCAGGAAGUUACAGCGGCGGCGGCGGUCACGCCCGUGGUUCAGGCGAUGGACAAUGGCGCGAUGGCAAACACGUCCCUGGCCCUGCCAAUGCCCGUGUCGAACGUGAACUGUUCGGUGUUCCCAACGAUCCCUCAAAGCAGCAAACUGGAAUCAACUUCGCCAAUUACGAUGACAUUCCUGUCGAGGCCUCUGGCCACAAUGUGCCCGAACCUGUCAACGCUUUCACCAACCCGCCGUUGGACGAUCACCUCAUUUCAAACAUUGCAUUGGCUCGCUACACGACACCGACCCCCGUCCAGAAAUACUCGAUUCCUAUUGUCAUGAAUGGCCGUGAUCUGAUGGCUUGUGCGCAGACAGGUUCUGGAAAAACUGGUGGUUUCCUCUUCCCCAUCCUUUCUCAAGCUUUCCAGACUGGGCCUUCCGCUGCCCCUGCCCCAGCAGCUGGUGGUAACUUCUAUGGUCGCCAGCGCAAGGCUUACCCAACCUCUUUGAUCUUGGCUCCCACUCGUGAGCUGGUUUCGCAAAUCUACGACGAGGCCCGCAAAUUUGCCUAUCGCUCCUGGGUUCGCCCUUGUGUGGUCUACGGUGGUGCUGACAUUGGCUCUCAACUUCGUCAAAUUGAACGUGGCUGUGACUUGCUAGUUGCAACCCCUGGUCGUCUCGUAGACUUGAUCGAGCGUGGCCGUAUUUCCCUUGUCAAUAUCAAGUACUUGGUCCUUGAUGAAGCCGAUCGCAUGUUGGACAUGGGUUUCGAGCCUCAGAUUCGUCGUAUUGUGGAAGGAGAAGACAUGCCAGCAGUCCAAAACCGCCAAACUCUUAUGUUCUCCGCUACUUUCCCUCGUGAUAUUCAGAUGCUUGCUCGUGACUUCCUCAAAGACUACGUUUUCCUUUCGGUUGGUCGUGUCGGUUCCACCUCCGAAAAUAUCACUCAACGUAUUGAGUACGUCGAGGACCACGACAAGCGUUCUGUGCUCUUGGACAUUCUCCACACCCAUGGCACCACCGGUCUGACCCUUAUUUUCGUCGAGACCAAACGCAUGGCUGAUUCUCUCUGCGACUUCCUAAUCAAUCAAAGUUUCCCCGCAACUGCCAUUCAUGGAGAUCGUACCCAGCGUGAGCGUGAGCGGGCUCUAGAGUUCUUCCGCAAUGGAAGGUGCCCCAUCUUGGUUGCUACUGCUGUCGCAGCUCGUGGUCUUGAUAUUCCUAAUGUUACCCACGUUGUCAAUUACGAUUUGCCUACUGACAUUGACGACUAUGUUCACCGUAUCGGUCGUACCGGUCGUGCUGGUAACACCGGUAUUGCCACUGCAUUCUUCAACCGUGGUAACCGUGGUGUUGUUCGCGACCUCAUCGAUCUCUUGAAGGAGGCUCACCAGGAUGUGCCUUCUUUCCUUGAAAACAUUGCUCGCGAAGGUAGCGGAUAUGGUGGUCGUGGCGGUCGUGGCGGCCGUGGUCGUGGUUCCAAUGCCACUCGUGAUGUUCGUCGCAUGGGUGGUGGCAUGGGUGGUCCUCCAUCUUAUGGCGGCAGUGGUGGUUUUGGCGGCAGCACCGGCUACUCUGGCGGCGGAGGUGCUGCCAACUGGGGUGGAAGCGGUGGUGGUAACUACGGCGGUGCAGCUUACGGCGGCGGCGGUGGUGGUUACAGUGGUGGUAGCUAUGGCAACCCAUCCGGCCCAACCGGCCCAUCUUCCUGGUGGUAA
Messenger RNA from Talaromyces atroroseus, 2034 nucleotides. RefSeq names its product ATP-dependent RNA helicase ded1. The transcript is spliced from 3 exons. The record is from RefSeq and is a predicted model, not a curated record. The coding region runs from base 1 to 2034 and encodes 677 amino acids. Gene Ontology annotation, cellular component: nucleus. Gene Ontology annotation, molecular function: RNA binding; ATP binding; RNA helicase activity. NCBI's taxonomy places the organism in Eukaryota, Fungi, Ascomycota, Eurotiomycetes, Eurotiales, Trichocomaceae.